GUCUUAGUGGAACUGAGGUGGUCAAGGAGGGCAGGCACUCUGUCGUCCGCAUUGCCUUCCCGUUUCAUGUUACUAGACCAGCGCCGGGAGACAGCAGUGCUCAGGAGAAUUUGCUUUCAUGAAGUGUUUGACAACAUCAGGUUAAUAUCUAUUUGAAGUGUAAAAUAGGAACUAUCCACCAAUUGGAGCCCAUAAAAAAUGAUGGUCACAGGAGCUAACCAGCGAUGCUAGAGGUUAGACACCAGCUCCCUUCCUGUCACCUGGAGGCCUCCGCCAUGUGACUCCUCUUCUCUCUCUGCUCAUUUCCCUCUGCUUCUAGUUUUCGAAAUCUGAGUGUGUCUGAAUCACCUGUGGAACCUGUGGACAAAUUGCUGAGCCUCCCCUCCAGAGUUUGUGAUUCAGUGGGCCUCAAGGGAAGCCUCAGGACGGACAUCCAACAACUGCCCAGAGAGACCCUCAGGAAGCACUCAGUUUCUGAGGCACUCAACUUCCACAGAUAAAGGAACUAAGGACCAGAAACAGGACUUGAAGGCACCAUAUGAAGGAUUUUCUUGCAGUCAUCCAUGGAGGGCCUGGGUCCUCUAGAAAGAUGGUGCAGCAUCCUCCUGUUCAAAGUAUCAGCCUACUACUUACUGGAUGUGAGGAAGAGAAACUGACCCUCAUCCCAAACAAUGCUCAGAUCAUGACGGUGGAAAACAACUCAGUUAUCAUCACCUGUGAUGGGUUUUACCUCAUCUCUGUGAAGGGCUACUUCCAGGAGGAGGUCAGCAUUAGCCUUCAUUACCGGAUGCAUCAGAAUCCCAUCUCCAUCCCCCUGAGAAAGGACCUGCAGGCUGACUUCACCACAGUGGUCUCUUUAGCUUACAAAGACAAAGUCUACUUGAGCAUAAACUCUCCGAAUACCUCCUGUGAGGACUUCAGGAUGAAUGGUGGGGAACUGUAUCUCAUUCAGCAAAAUCCUGGUGGAUUUUGUAUCUAAUAAGGAUCUAACAGCAACACUUCCGAGCAGGAACCAGCAUGAACUCCAAGUUGGGGGUGGACAGGACAUAAAGUCUUCCUUGUGAGUGGAGAAGCCCUUUUAGCUCGACCAUGUGGGACAUGAACAGAGCAUAUGCGGUUCCACCCCCCCACACACUCAGGGAUAUUUAAAAUAUUGUUUUACCUACCAAUUAAUUUUAUUUAUCCUAUUCUAAGUCACCUAACUCAUCCCCCAUGACUGCUGAUUGCCUUGAGCCCACUAGGAACCUUUGUGAGAAUGAAAAACUCAGGUCCUCUUUCAUUCACAUUGCUUCUAUUGGUCAGGCGAUUGUCAAAAUAACCUACGUCACUGGAAAACCCUUGACUACCAUUUGCUGGAAGGAUGGUGUGUGUGGCAUUGUCAAAGUGAAGAGAAACAAGGAAUAGGGUUGUGAACCCUCGAAAGGUGGUAUCUACCAACCCCAGGGAACCAAAGAGGCCCCUCCAAGGUUAAUUGAUUCCUGUUUGCACAUUGCCUAAAUACUUCUUUCAUUUGCUGGGAAUUCAAAAGGAAAACCGUCCUGUGGAAAGCAGGACUUGAGAUAGCUGUCUAAGAAAUAUUGUGUAUGCAGGUGUUUUUCUUUACCAUG
Fukomys damarensis (Damara mole-rat) is the source of this 1607-nucleotide messenger RNA. It is a transcript of the gene Tnfsf4, whose product is annotated as TNF superfamily member 4. Gene Ontology annotation, cellular component: membrane. The record is from RefSeq and is a predicted model, not a curated record. Bases 539 to 979 code for a protein of 146 amino acids. The transcript is spliced from 7 exons. NCBI's taxonomy places the organism in Eukaryota, Metazoa, Chordata, Mammalia, Rodentia, Bathyergidae. Gene Ontology annotation, biological process: immune response. Gene Ontology annotation, molecular function: cytokine activity; tumor necrosis factor receptor binding.